Betta splendens (Siamese fighting fish) is the source of this 2119-nucleotide messenger RNA. It is a transcript of the gene gpr84, whose product is annotated as G protein-coupled receptor 84. Gene Ontology annotation, biological process: neuropeptide signaling pathway. NCBI's taxonomy places the organism in Eukaryota, Metazoa, Chordata, Actinopteri, Anabantiformes, Osphronemidae. The transcript is spliced from 3 exons. The record is from RefSeq and is a predicted model, not a curated record. Gene Ontology annotation, cellular component: membrane. Bases 333 to 1526 code for a protein of 397 amino acids. Gene Ontology annotation, molecular function: urotensin II receptor activity.
CCCCAUUUCCAUUCGCGUGCAUUGUUCCCGCGUGUUUUUCCCUCCAUGCAUUCCUGACGAUGUCUGAGCUCGCUCCUGAUGAGCAGGUAGCGUCGCCCGUGUCCUGAGGGAUCCCCUCCCACAUCUGGAUCGGCCCGUUGUGCAAGUCUGCGUUCACUGAGACUGUGAGUGGGACAGAGGGCAGUGAGGGACGACACCAGGCUGGACCCCGUCCUGAAGGAGGAACCACCAGAACAAGGAAGCGAGAGGUUCAGAGCAGCAGCGCUCGGGAGAGGAUGACAACAACACAUCAGCAGCUGAGAGCGUGAGCACCGACCUGUAAGUCGGACAGAAUGCUGCUGAACUCCACCAACCAGACCGAGGACGACUUCUCCUGCUUCACCCCCUCGGUGGUGGGCUACCGCUACUUCGCCGUGCUGUGGGGCUGCGUCGUGUGCGUCACGGGCACCGUGGGGAACCUGAUGACCGUCCUCGCCUUCGCCUCGGACGCGCGGCUCCGCACGCGCUUCAACGCGCUCAUCGUCAACCUGGCCGUCGCCGACCUGCUCUACUGCACCGUGCUGCAGCCCGCCUCCGUGGACUCCUACCUGCACCUCAGGUGGCGCGGCGGCCCCCUGUGGUGCCGCGUCUUCGGCCUGCUCCUCUUCCUCUCCAACUCGGUCUCCAUCAUCACGCUCUGCGUGGUGGCCGUGAGCCGGUACCUGCUGGUGGCCAAGCGGGCCGUGUUCGACCGCGUCUUCUCCGACGCCGGCCUGGUUCUGCUGCUGAUCUCGGCGUGGGCGCUGGGCCUGGCCAGCUUCGGUCCGCUCUGGACCGUCUACGUGUUCGUGCCGCAGGUGUGCACGUGCAGCUUCCACCGCACCCGCGGCCGCCCCUACACCACCAUCCUGCUCUUCUUCUACUUCUUCAUCGGCCUGGGCUGCGUCGGCGCCUUCUACCUCCUCAUUUACCGGCGCGUGCGCCUCGCCAAGCGGGCGCUGCUCCGCUACAGGCUCAGCCGGCGGUCGUCCAAAAAGCAGCCGGUGGCCGCAGCGCAGGGCACCGACGACAGCGGCGUGGAGAGCGGCACGGCCGCCACGUGCAGCUGCGAGAUGAGCAGCCAGCUGGAUUUGGAGCACAGUAAGAACGAUCCCGCGCAGUCUUCAUCCAAACCGCCAAAAUCAGCCCCAGCCAACCAGCCCUCAGACGUCAGCCCCGCCCCACAGCCCUCCACCCACGCCCCCGCCGCAGCAUCCUCCCACCCCGCAGCUGCGGGAGACGACGGCGAGUUCAAGCGCGUGACGCGAAUGUGCUUCGCCGUGUUCCUGUGCUUCGUGUUCUGCUUCGUCCCCUUCCUGUUGCUCAACAUCGCCGACAAAAACAACAGCGCCCCGCGGGUGUUGCACAUGAUCUGUGCCAACCUCACCUGGCUCAACAGCUGCAUCAACCCCGUGCUGUACGCCGUGAUGAACCGGCAGUUUCGCCAGGCGUACCGCGUGCUGCUCGGCAGGGCGGCUGCGCCCCUCAGCCGCCUCUGGGCCCGGUAGCGCGGCCUCGGAACCACUAAACGGAAUAGGAGUGGCGUGUGAUGUACAGUGUUGAACGAGAGAACUCUAUCUGUCAGUUUACUUUUUGUGGGAGUCAAAAAGUAAAGCUGAGUGUCAAGAAUCUGGAAAAAACAGACUCAUCAAGUCAUGUUACUUUCCCUAAUAUUACAAACUUGAGGCAUUUGACUGUUACAUGCCUGCGUUGUCAUUUUUUCUGUUUAGCUGUAAUAAUUUGGUUUCUGUUACGUCAUUUUAAAACCACAGAUUACAACAUCGGCACGGGACGUUCCUGAAUAACACACUGCUGAACUUACCGCGUACAUGUGUGAGUCAUUUCAGUGUCUCAACUCUGUGUCUGCUCUGACUUGCUGUAUGAAAGCAGUGAUUUUAAGUGGGGGCCUUUUGAUUCUACGCUGCAUGUCGGUGAAGUUUGUGACACACAAGGCUCACUACAAAAGCCACUGUCGACACAGACGUGAACUGCUCUGCAGCAUUUUGUGUUUUGUUUUUGUCAAAGCGACUUUAUUAUUUGUGUUGAUCCUUAUACCUGUAUUAAGCUGUACGGCAAUAAAUAUAUGCUGUAUUGUGAUAAA